Messenger RNA from Toxorhynchites rutilus septentrionalis, 2546 nucleotides. It is a transcript of the gene sit, whose product is annotated as elongation of very long chain fatty acids protein AAEL008004. NCBI's taxonomy places the organism in Eukaryota, Metazoa, Arthropoda, Insecta, Diptera, Culicidae. Gene Ontology annotation, molecular function: fatty acid elongase activity. Gene Ontology annotation, biological process: sphingolipid biosynthetic process; fatty acid elongation, monounsaturated fatty acid; very long-chain fatty acid biosynthetic process. The transcript has 6 exons. Gene Ontology annotation, cellular component: endoplasmic reticulum membrane. The coding region runs from base 1343 to 2218 and encodes 291 amino acids. The record is from RefSeq and is a predicted model, not a curated record.
ACUAUCGGUUCAGAUAGUAGCUGAAAAGCGAAUCAAACGAACGGUUGGCAUUCCGAGCCAAUCUUAGAGGCCAACCCGCGCACACCAACAGUAUAUGCAUAGAUUUUCCAUAUGUGUUCUCGCGUGUGAGAGUUCCCGCGCUCGAUAGUCAACCCUUCUUGACCGCGGCUAGCUCGGUCCGAGAGAUAAACUACCCCCCAAACGGGGCAGCAAAGUGGAUUUUUGAGAGCUUUUUUCACUGUGUGUGGAGAGAACGCGGAGAGCUGCGAUCCAGUGGCGGAGAGCUUUUAUAAAGUGCGAUGUUGUUUUUAUUUCCACGUUAAUUUAUUGAACUUCUUCCAUCGGAUCGUGUCGCGGAUCUUGCCACAGAACACCACCUGUUCUCGAUUCUAAGCCUUUCGUUUGAUGCACCGGUAGCCAUACGAGGUUGAAAAAAAAAUCUGUUACCAAUCGUUAGAGGAGAAGAUCCUGUUUUCGCACACGGAACAACUUAUCCAGUUGCCGGUGAUCGACCCGUCGAAUUCGAUUGGUUUCGGUGAACGGAGAACGGAUGAGGGCGCGCGUGAGUGUUAGUGCUUUGAAAAUACGAUCAGAACUCGCCCCCACCCACCAGUCGUGAUUCACAAGUCGGCAGGGUAGCAUCCGUGCCACGUUAGUUUCGAGCAGCAUCCUUACGGCAUCACAUCACCUCCCGCCGCAUUCGCUUCGGCACAUCGCAACGCAGUGCGGCUGUUGCACAACAAGUAGUGACGUUUAUCAGUAGUCCUGCAUAUGUCUGGUUCCUUUCAUCGCAGGGGCAGUAACGCACCGCGAGGAUAUUUUCACAGCUGCGCACUGGGAACCAACGCAAGGCCCCGGUUGAAAGAUUCACCCCAACAGGACGGUGGGAUCGUAGGGUGGAUGUGCUUUUGACAGUGACAGUUCUGUGUGGGUGGUACAAAAACCCAAAACACUGGAUUCCUAGUUUUGUGUGGUGUUCAGCUUUGUGUUCAUUUAGUGAGCUGGUUUUGUUUGUUUGAUUUGUGCGUACCGGAACGCGGGUGCAGUAGAAUAAUCUGUGAUUAUUGCCAAACAAUUCAAGUGCUCUCGAUGUGAUAUUCUACGAGAGUGCUUCCUCACAGCAGCGCUGAAUCGAGUUCUUCCAAGUGACCACCCCCGGAGCUUCCCCUUCCCCCAAAUGUCAAUUACUCGUAGUUAGUAGUUAGUACGAAACCUAGUGAUCAAGAAGCCUGUCAAGUAGGCAUCAACCGGUGCUACUCCGUAUACCUGUGAAAGUCAAUUAUCGUAGUUUAUAAGUAAUAACUAAAGAAAAAGGGAGGAGAAAAAAAAAUCACAAGCCAAAAUGUCAUCGCCGAACGUCACAGCGUCGUCCAGCUACUGGGACUUCCUGUUCAUCGAGCUGGCCGACCCCAGGACGAACGAUUGGCCCCUCAUCACGUCACCCGUACCUGUGCUCACCAUCAUUGCCAGCUAUCUGUACUUUGUGCUGAACUUCGGCCCCAAAUACAUGGCCAACCGGAAGCCCUUCCAAAUGCAGAAGAUGCUGGUCGUGUACAAUUUCAUCCAGGUCAUCGUGAGCAUAUGGCUGUUCGUGGAGGGUCUCGAUGGAGCUUGGUUACGACACUACAGCUGGCGCUGUGAACCUGUGGACUUCUCCGACAAUCCCCAUGCAAUGAGGGUUGCCCGCGGAUGUUACAUCUACUUCCUGGCUAAGAUUUCCGAAUUGUUGGAUACUGUAUUUUUCACGUUGAGGAAAAAGGACAACCAAAUCAGUUUCCUUCAUUUGUACCACCACACCGUGAUGCCGAUGAUUUCGUGGGGUGCCACCAAAUACUACCCGGGAGGACACGGAACCUUCAUCGGUGUUAUCAACUCAUUCGUACACAUUGUGAUGUACACCUACUACAUGAUGGCAGCCAUGGGCCCACAGUUCCACAAAUAUCUCUGGUGGAAGAAGUACAUCACGGAUCUGCAGAUGAUCCAAUUCGGAAUGGCCUUCGUCCAUUCGGCCCAGCUGCUGUGGACAGACUGUGGCUAUCCCCGCUGGUCGGUCUGCUUCACCCUGCCGAACGCAAUCUUCUUCUACCUGCUGUUCAACGAUUUCUACAAGAAGGCAUACGGCCAAAGACGCGCCGCCCGAUUGGCUGCCGCCAGGAACAACGCCGCCGCCCUGAGUCGAGCGUCCACCGCCGAGAAGCCUGCCGAGAAAGUGCUAUAAUAUACAGUGGCUGCCACUUCAUUCACCACCGUGUACCGUUCAUUGUCCAAAAAUAUUCCCCUUAUCCCUAUCCCCGUCUUCCCUGUACCGAAAAACCAACAGAAACACUAACACCUCAUUCCAUGUUCAUAGAACAAGCGAGUAUUUGCUCAUAACAUACAGAAAUCUACUCAUAAGUUGAUGGAGAGUUGCAUGAGUGAAACGUUGAUUUUUAAGGACUAUUUUUUCGCUAGCUGUGUAAGGUAAUUUUAACAAUUUUAGUAGAAUGAGCGUAAGGUAGAGUUUUGUUGUUCAGACGAAUAGUGUGAGAAUAAAAGCGACACAUGUU